Molecule: messenger RNA, 7451 nt
Organism: Pongo pygmaeus (Bornean orangutan)
Lineage: Eukaryota; Metazoa; Chordata; Mammalia; Primates; Hominidae
Gene: ZNF521
Product: zinc finger protein 521
Exons: 9
Coding region: 1852-5208 (1118 amino acids)
Biological process (GO): regulation of transcription by RNA polymerase II
Cellular component (GO): nucleus
Molecular function (GO): DNA-binding transcription activator activity, RNA polymerase II-specific; RNA polymerase II cis-regulatory region sequence-specific DNA binding
Source: RefSeq, a predicted model, not a curated record
GAUGAGGAGGGAGCACACAGCACACUCCUUCUCCUCCUCCUGCUCCCGGCUCUCCUCCUCCUCCUCCUCCUGCUCUCGCCGCCGCUGCCGCCGCUGCUGCCGCCGCCGCUGCCGAGGCAGCCGUAGACUUUAGAGCCCCGGUCCAGCGCCAGCCGCCGGCGCCGCGCCCCCGCCCAGAGAGGGGCGCCCCGAGCCCGGGCCCCGCACACCCCCUGCACACAAGCAGCCCCGCACACCACCUGGGGGCCGCCGGCUCGGGUGCUUUGGCUUUUUCUUUUUGAAAGAAAUUACUUUAGUGUGGGUUAAAAAAAAAAAGGGUGGGGGGAAGGGAGAAAAAAAGUAUUUUUUUCCCUUUGCUUAUUUUCGUGGCCCGUUCGCAUCUGCCUCGGAUGGUGGGAGAUUUUUCUUUCCAAGAUCUUUUCAUCGCCUUGCAGGGUCGAUUUCCCCCCCUCGUCCCCCAAACUACAAAAGAGCACGACUCGCUUUGUAAACAAAUCAGUGUUAUUUGUUUUUUUCCGGGGGAGGGGGGGCGGAUUUGUUGAAAAGGAAAAGCGGUAAAGAAAAAAAAAAUCACCCAGACGCUUUUCUUUUUAUUAGUUUUUUUCUAUUCGCAUGAACUAUGUGAAUUUUGAUUGAGGUGGAAAUAGUAACGGAUUUUCUCUUUUUAGUGUAGCUGACGGCUCUUCAAACAUUGUCUUUGGGAUUUUUUUUUUUUUAGCUUUUUUUUCCCUCCUUUCCUUUUUUCUUUUCCCCCCUUUUUUUUUUUUCUUGGAGAUUGGGGGUGGGGGUCGAAGGCUGGGAAAGUUUGGUGCAGCCGCCGCCGCCGCCGCCGCCGUCGUGCAGAGCGCGGAGCCCGGGCAGCCGCGAGCCCCGCGCGCGAGCGCGAGCCGGAGCCGGAGCGAGGAGCGGAGCGCGGAGCGCGGAGCGCGGAGCGAGGGCGCGAGGGAGGCCGAGCGGAGGGCGCGAGGCGCCGCGGCCCGAGGGGCGCGCGGCCACGAGGAAGUGUAGUUUCUUUCAGGGCUGAAUUGAAACAACUUCAGCUGUUUGCUUUUAGGAUGUCUCGCCGCAAGCAAGCGAAACCGAGAUCCCUCAAAGGUGUGGGACUUCUAAAUAUGUCACGAAACCUAGAAGGCUAGUUACCCCAACUGUAAACUUGAAGACAAGACUGAAGAUGGAGAGGCACUAGAUUGUAAGAAGAGGCCGGAAGACGGGGAGGAGUUGGAAGACGAAGCUGUGCACAGCUGUGACAGCUGCCUCCAGGUGUUUGAAUCGCUGAGCGAUAUCACAGAACACAAGAUUAAUCAAUGUCAACUGACAGAAAGGCUGAGAUACAAGGAAUUUGAAAAUAUGCAUUUGAUACUCAACAAGCAUCUCUGACAAGUUGGAAAGUGAAGAGGAGGUUCCUUGACCUAUGGAGUGGAUGUUGAAGAUGAUCCGACUUGCUCUUGGCCAGCUUCCUCACCUUCUAGCAAGGAUCAGACUUCUCCUAGCCAUGGAGAAGGUUGCGAUUUUGGAGAGGAAGAAGGUGGCCCUGGGCUUCCAUACCCAUGUCAAUUCUGUGACAAGUCGUUUAGCCGCCUCAGCUACCUAAAGCACCAUGAGCAGAGUCACAGCGACAAACUGCCUUUCAAAUGCACCUACUGCAGUAGGCUGUUCAAACACAAGCGCAGCCGAGAUCGCCACAUAAAACUCCACACCGGGGACAAGAAGUACCACUGCAGUGAAUGUGAUGCUGCGUUUUCCAGAAGUGAUCACUUGAAGAUCCACUUAAAGACUCACACGUCCAACAAGCCAUAUAAAUGUGCCAUUUGUCGCCGUGGGUUUCUGUCCUCUAGUUCCUUACACGGACACAUGCAGGUUCACGAGAGGAACAAGGACGGCUCUCAGUCCGGUUCCAGGAUGGAGGACUGGAAGAUGAAGGACACUCAGAAGUGCAGUCAGUGUGAGGAAGGCUUUGACUUCCCAGAAGACCUCCAAAAACACAUUGCAGAGUGCCACCCCGAAUGCUCCCCAAACGAGGACCGAGCGGCCCUCCAGUGUGUCUACUGCCACGAGCUCUUCGUCGAGGAGACCUCCCUCAUGAACCACAUGGAGCAGGUGCAUAGCGGGGAGAAGAAGAACUCAUGCAGCAUUUGUUCUGAGAGUUUCCACACAGUUGAGGAACUGUACAGCCACAUGGACAGUCACCAGCAACCGGAGUCAUGCAAUCACAGCAACAGCCCUUCCCUGGUCACGGUGGGCUAUACCUCUGUGUCCAGUACGACUCCAGAUUCCAACCUCUCAGUGGACAGCUCAACCAUGGUGGAAGCUGCCCCGCCAAUCCCAAAGAGUCGAGGGAGGAAGAGGGCCGCUCAACAAACCCCUGACAUGACUGGUCCCUCAAGUAAACAAGCAAAAGUUACCUACAGCUGUAUUUACUGCAACAAACAAUUAUUUUCAAGUCUUGCAGUUCUGCAGAUUCACCUGAAAACUAUGCACUUAGAUAAGCCAGAACAGGCCCAUAUUUGUCAGUAUUGUUUGGAGGUCCUGCCCUCACUCUAUAACCUAAAUGAACAUCUUAAGCAAGUGCAUGAAGCUCAGGACCCAGGUCUGAUUGUUUCUGCCAUGCCUGCCAUUGUCUACCAGUGUAACUUCUGUUCCGAAGUUGUCAACGACCUCAACACUCUUCAGGAACACAUCCGAUGUUCUCAUGGAUUUGCAAACCCUGCAGCUAAAGAUAGUAAUGCAUUCUUUUGUCCCCAUUGCUAUAUGGGGUUUCUCACUGACUCUUCCCUGGAAGAGCAUAUUAGACAGGUUCAUUGUGACCUCAGUGGCUCCCGAUUUGGGUCUCCAGUGCUUGGGACUCCCAAAGAACCAGUAGUAGAAGUCUAUUCUUGUUCCUAUUGUACAAAUUCGCCAAUAUUCAACAGCGUUCUUAAACUGAACAAGCAUAUCAAAGAGAAUCAUAAAAACAUUCCCUUGGCCCUGAAUUAUAUUCACAAUGGGAAGAAAUCCAGGGCCUUAAGCCCCCUAUCUCCUGUGGCCAUAGAGCAGACAUCUCUUAAGAUGAUGCAGGCAGUAGGAGGUGCACCUGCACGUCCAGCUGGAGAAUAUAUCUGUAAUCAGUGUGGUGCUAAGUACACAUCCCUAGACAGCUUUCAGACUCACCUAAAAACUCAUCUUGACACUGUGCUUCCAAAAUUGACCUGUCCUCAGUGCAACAAGGAAUUCCCCAACCAAGAAUCCUUGCUGAAGCAUGUUACCAUUCACUUUAUGAUCACCUCAACGUAUUACAUCUGUGAGAGUUGUGACAAGCAAUUCACAUCAGUGGAUGACCUUCAGAAACACCUGCUGGACAUGCACACCUUUGUCUUCUUUCGCUGCACCCUCUGCCAGGAAGUUUUUGACUCAAAAGUCUCCAUUCAGCUCCACUUGGCUGUGAAGCACAGUAACGAAAAGAAAGUCUAUAGGUGCACAUCUUGCAACUGGGACUUCCGCAACGAAACUGACUUGCAGCUCCAUGUGAAACACAACCACCUGGAAAACCAAGGGAAAGUACAUAAGUGCAUUUUCUGCGGUGAGUCCUUUGGCACCGAGGUGGAGCUGCAAUGCCACAUCACCACUCACAGUAAGAAGUACAACUGCAAGUUCUGUAGCAAAGCCUUCCAUGCGAUCAUUUUGUUAGAAAAACACUUGCGAGAAAAACAUUGUGUAUUCGAAACCAAGACACCCAACUGUGGAACAAAUGGAGCUUCCGAGCAAGUGCAGAAAGAGGAAGUGGAGCUGCAGACUUUGCUGACCAACAGCCAGGAGUCCCACAACAGUCACGAUGGGAGCGAAGAAGACGUUGACACCUCUGAGCCUAUGUACGGCUGCGACAUUUGUGGGGCAGCCUACACUAUGGAAACUUUGCUGCAGAAUCACCAGCUCCGAGACCACAACAUCAGACCUGGAGAAAGUGCCAUCGUGAAAAAGAAAGCUGAGCUCAUUAAAGGGAAUUACAAGUGCAACGUGUGCUCUCGAACCUUCUUCUCCGAAAAUGGCCUCCGUGAACAUAUGCAGACCCACCUAGGCCCUGUCAAACACUACAUGUGCCCUAUUUGUGGAGAGCGGUUUCCCUCCCUUUUAACUCUUACUGAACACAAAGUCACGCAUAGUAAGAGUCUUGAUACUGGAAACUGCCGGAUUUGCAAGAUGCCUCUCCAGAGUGAAGAGGAGUUUUUAGAGCAUUGCCAAAUGCACCCUGACUUGAGGAAUUCCCUGACGGGCUUUCGCUGCGUGGUGUGCAUGCAGACAGUGACCUCAACAUUGGAACUCAAAAUCCAUGGGACAUUCCACAUGCAAAAGACAGGGAAUGGGUCUGCAGUUCAGACCACAGGGCGGGGCCAGCACGUCCAAAAACUGUACAAGUGCGCAUCUUGCCUCAAAGAAUUCCGUUCCAAGCAAGAUCUGGUGAAACUUGACAUCAAUGGCCUGCCAUAUGGUCUGUGUGCCGGCUGCGUGAAUCUCAGUAAGAGCGCCAGCCCAGGCAUUAACGUCCCUCCCGGCGCGAAUAGACCAGGCUUGGGCCAGAAUGAGAAUCUGAGUGCCGUUGAGGGGAAAGGCAAGAUGGGGGGACUGAAGACGCGCUGCUCUAGCUGCAACGUUAAGUUUGAGUCUGAAAGUGAACUCCAGAACCACAUCCAAACCAUCCACCGAGAGCUCGUGCCAGACAGCAACAGCACGCAGUUGAAAACGCCCCAAGUAUCACCAAUGCCCAGAAUCAGUCCCUCCCAGUCGGAUGAGAAGAAGACCUAUCAAUGCAUCAAGUGUCAGAUGGUUUUCUACAAUGAAUGGGAUAUUCAGGUUCAUGUUGCAAAUCACAUGAUUGAUGAAGGACUGAACCAUGAAUGCAAACUCUGCAGCCAGACCUUUGACUCUCCUGCCAAACUCCAGUGCCACCUGAUAGAGCACAGCUUCGAAGGGAUGGGAGGCACCUUCAAGUGUCCAGUCUGCUUUACAGUAUUUGUUCAAGCAAACAAGUUGCAGCAGCAUAUUUUCUCUGCCCAUGGACAAGAAGACAAGAUCUAUGACUGUACACAAUGUCCACAGAAGUUUUUCUUCCAAACAGAGCUUCAGAAUACGGAGACGAACAUACACUCAUUUCUCAGGAUGGGAAAUUCUUCAAGAAAACAUCAACUAAGUCUAAGAAAAAUCCCUCUGAGGGGAAUCACCUCUUUUUGGCUUUAAAAUACCUAGAUCCAAAGUAACGGUGAGAUGUGGGAGCAGAAUGCAGGAUAGAAGAUCAGAGGAUGGCUUUAUUGUGAGCAAUAUCUUCUCAGAAACUGGAAAGCCCCAUUCCAAAAUGACCUUCAUCCCAAGGAACCUACCAGAGUCCUGUCCAUCUCUGUUCCAUGAACAAAGAGCUCUUGCUCAAGGGCUGCAGACAGACUGAGGGUGAUGCGCUGUGCCAUGUGAGACUUGGCCGUUCUUCAACUCAUCUGGUUGAUUCAGACCACAACAUCCACAUGGGGAUGUGGAUGUUUAAAGAUCUCUCCUCAUCUAAUGAUCUAAUAAUGUUGCUAUCACCAAGGUAUAGCCAAAAAGUCAAGGUCACCUGGGAGGGGCAAACACAUUUUUCCUCUCCCGAGUAUGAACAGCACUGGCUUCUCUCCCUCUCUGCUUUCUUUUUCUGAGUCAGUGGAAGAGUCUAGUCCCAAAGCCUUUGCUUCCCUGAGGCUCUUACAUCAUUCAAUAUGGUAGCCACUAGCUAUUUAAAGAUGUGGCUAUUUAAAUUAAGCAAAAUAAAAAAUUGAGUUCCUCAGUCUCACUAGGAACAUUUCAUGUCUUUGGUUGCCACAUGAGGUCCAUGGCUUCCAUAUGGAAUGGCACAAAUACAGAACAGUCUCCUCAUCGUUCAGAGUUCUAUUGGCAGUCCUACCAUUCUAACCUAUCCCCUCCCCGCUACUUUCACCCCCUUGAUGUACAGAGGUCCCUCUUUCUCUAGUUCCAAUAUAUUCCUUCCCUCUGCAUACUUUCCUUCUGUUUUCAAAUGUGUGCAGAUUUCUUCACUUCUUUAAAAAAAAAAUCUUUUUGCUUGACCCUGAAGCUUCUUCUUUAAAGGACUGUUUUAUUUAUUUCCUUCAUUUUCUACCAAAUUUCUCAGAUUUGUGGUCUUCCCCACAUCCUCCAUUUCCUGACCACUGACUCACUCCCGACUCACCUGCAGGCUGGCUUCCAUCAAUCAGCAAUAUCCUCUUCCUGAAAAUGCAUUGGCUAAGGUCACCAGUAGCCACCCAGUCUUUGUUUUUUUGUUUUGUUUUGUUUUUUUCCUUUCCCAGUUCUUCUUCUCCUCUUUCAAUCAUUUAGUCCAUCAGACACCAACUCCCAUGUUCUUACUUGGCAAUAUUUCUAUGUUUAUUCUUUCCUUUCCAUUUCCAAUGAUAAGACCUUAGGGGCACCCUUAUCAUUUACCUGCCUCUGGUCUUUCUCCCCUUAUCCCCCUUGUGUAUGGCCACCAUGUAUCUUUAUAAAACAUUUAUUUCACAUCAUUUGCUCAUUUAAUAAAUACCUAUGACUCCCAGAGUAAUGUAGUGAAAAAGGAUGCAGUUUAAAUGAAGUUUGGAUCUUUUCCUGCCACUUAGUAUGUAGCCUAGACCAACUUACUUUGCUUUUUCUAAGGCCCCUUUUCCCUUCUUUAAUUUGAGGAUAAGUAUACUUAUAAAUUAUUGUAGGAUUUUGCUGAUAAUAUCAUCAGUGUCUAGAAAUACCUGAAACAUAUUAGAUGACCUAUAUAGAAAAGUUUUUAACUAUUAUUGUCUUUAUUUAACCCAAACUCUUUUUCUGUCCAUUUUAGAAUCACUGCCUUUUCUCUAUUGUAACCUCUUACCCCUCUGAUUCCUCUGUACCACUCCCUUGUAAUCUUUCUAAAAACCACACUUUUUAUCAUGUCUCCUACCUAUGAGAGCCUGGAAUAAUGGUCUUCAUCUUCCACCAAAAGUUGAAUAUUCCUUUGACUUUCCAGAAUGUCUUAACUUUGUCCAACUCUGUACACCAUUCUUAUACCUUAUCCUGCUUCAGUCUAUUUAAGCCAAUCAAGCCCCAUCAUCAUGCUCCCUCAUCCUCCCUUGCACAUCUAAUUCAUUCCUUUUUUUAUUGUUCACUUCUAUCGAUUCCCACUCUGUGCAAAACUCUUCCUUCCUCCUCUCCAGUUACCCAGUCCCGCUCAGUCUUCUGGUCCCAGAAAAAGCCCCUCUUCCUUCAUAAAAUCUAAUUUCUCUGAAUGCCUGUUGCACUUAAAACCUAGCUUAACAAUUCAUGAUUUUCUUCAAAACUAGUUUGUCUGCAAUGAAACAAAACUAAUUUAUCCUCAAACUGGAUUACAACUUUUUCAAGGAUGAGGAAUCUGCUCUCUAUUUGAUUUUAUUUUUUAAACUAUCCUUGGUGAUUUUACCUAAUAGAAGUUCAAUAAAGCACACAUUGUUCAAUUACUA